GAAGCAGUACAGAAGUUAUUGGAGGACUUGCAUGUUUACCAUGAAAAUUACGUUUCAGUUCUGAGAUGUCUGCAUGUUUUCACAUCUUCUCUUCCCAAGUAUCCUUUGGGCAAGCAGAUCAGGGAGCUGCACUGUGCGUGUUUGGAAAACCGAGUGUGGGAGAUAGAGGAGUAUGAGUCAUCUCUUCAGCUAGCAAGGAUGUUGAAUAAGUCUGAUUUGGUAACCAUGCUUCAGCAAUGUGUGGAAAUUUUUGUGUCAUCUUCUGGAAAGGAGUUUGAUAAGACAGUAGAGAAGUUGAAGGAGUUCUUGACCCAGUUUCAGCAGCUAGAAGAAGCUUUCCAAGAGCAAGACGUGUCCGUAUCGUCACAAAAGGAGCUCCAGAAGAAGACAGACCUUUACCAUCUUCAGAAGACUUUGUUGGAGUUGAAGGAAUCAAGGCGGUCUAAGAAACUGACAAAGUUUGAAAUGCUUCGUUUUGAAGUUGUUGACUAUAUAGACAGUCUGGUAAGAAAAUACCUGGUUCCUGCAGACCACAAGACUCUGCAUGAGAUAAUGUAUUUCAAUAGAGCCAGUGUUCUCCGAGAGCACAUGAACGCUGCCCCAAGGAUUGCACUUCACACAGCUUUAAAUAACCCGUACUGCUACCUGAAGAAUCAAGCUUUGAAGAGUGAUGGAGGAGGCAUUUCUAAUAAAGCCCCUGACAUAUGUAUAGCAUAUAGGCUUCAUCUGGAGUGUGGCAGAUUGAUUAAUCUCGUCGAUUGGCUAGAGGCUUUCUCAACUGUGGUGACAGCCACUGAAGGACCAAAUGCAGAUGCAGCUUCCUCGGACCAGGUGGAUGAUAUUGUCCAUGCUCGUUUUAUCCGGGCUGUUUCUGAACUGGAACUCUUGGGCUUCAUAAAGCCCAGCAAGCAGAAAACCGACCAUGUGGCAAGAUUGACAUGGGGAGGCUGUUAAUGUGCUGCCAAGAUCUUAAUAAACCUGUUCUUUCUAACC
Molecule: messenger RNA, 993 nt
Organism: Apaloderma vittatum (bar-tailed trogon)
Lineage: Eukaryota; Metazoa; Chordata; Aves; Trogoniformes; Trogonidae
Gene: ORC3
Product: origin recognition complex, subunit 3
Exons: 9
Biological process (GO): DNA replication; DNA replication initiation
Cellular component (GO): DNA replication preinitiation complex; nuclear pre-replicative complex; nuclear origin of replication recognition complex
Molecular function (GO): DNA replication origin binding
Source: RefSeq, a predicted model, not a curated record